This is a messenger RNA of Spizellomyces punctatus DAOM BR117, 3561 nucleotides long. RefSeq lists its product as uncharacterized. Gene Ontology annotation, biological process: regulation of DNA-templated transcription. NCBI's taxonomy places the organism in Eukaryota, Fungi, Chytridiomycota, Chytridiomycetes, Spizellomycetales, Spizellomycetaceae. Bases 1 to 3561 code for a protein of 1186 amino acids. Gene Ontology annotation, molecular function: zinc ion binding; sequence-specific DNA binding. The transcript is spliced from 5 exons. The record is from RefSeq and is a predicted model, not a curated record.
AUGUCCACAAGUACCUUGAAGCGGAAAAGAACAAACACCGCCACCUCGCCUGACCUUUUACGGAGCGUCCGAAGAAGCCGAACUAUCUCAAAUUCCCCAACGGUUACCGUCGAACAUGAGCAAGCACAGAUAGAUGAGGCGCAAGAAACGAGGUUUGAUCCCUUUGCCUCACUUCUUGAGGAUAUCUCUCGUUCUCGCAAACUUUGGGCAACCUCCAUGUUUCCGCCGUGUCCUUAUCAAUUUCCUCCAACACCUUUUGCAACCGACCCGCUCAUCAUUGAUGAGGGAGCGUUAGUCGAGGACAUUGGGACGGGUGACAUAGUGGUCGGCCCACACACUUUCAUUGAUACAAAGUUUUACCGCAUCACACCUCCUGAAAAAGAUGUCAAGGAAGGCGAGGACAGAGGGGAAGAUCAUGCCGAAAGAAUAGAGACAUUUCUAGUUGACAUGACGAAAGACAUCCCCAUUAUGGAGCAUAGCGUCGAUACUGCGAUCUCAAAACUUGGCAAUACUGUAGUCGAAGGGUCUACUAUUUCCACAACCUCUCAUACAAACGGGAUUGUGAAUCUAUCGAGCAACGGAGAAGCUUCAGCAUCAGUACCAUCCGGGAGCCAGACUAGCUCCGGAGAUGCCGAUGUCAACAGAUGGUCACUGGUUGCCAAAAAGGAGGCCACACAGCCGGGCGAAAAAAUGGGGCCAGUGAUAGAACCCGAUACUACCACAAUGGUCAAAACUGAAACGAUUGGAGGUUUGCCAGAAACAGCGAAGAUAGGGCUGGCGGAAAAUAAAGAUGAGACUCCACCCCCUGUAUCGGUAGUUCCUAUGACAACUUCUGCACACCAGAUGGUAACUGCAACCGAAAUUGCACCAACGCCACGGGUGUCGGUACCGGCAAUCAACGGCAACGCGCAGAUCACCGUAACGGCACCAGAUUUGUUUGCAAAAUCUCCUCAGAUGAGCGUAACAAGCGCCUCAAAUGAAAUCAGGCCAACAAUACAUCCACCGAGUGGACUUCCCAAGCCUACUACAGCAGCCGAUAUACUCCGAACCGUCAACAGGACUGGCUCCGCAAGUCAAACUAGCACUACUCAGUCACUCUACGCGAAUCCCUAUUUCAGUUUUCCUUAUCCCUUUUGGAGUAGCAGCACGGAUACCACGAGUAGCAGCGCUACUGCCAGUUCACCAACUGGGAGCACCCCCAAACCGCAUUCUCAAUCAUUCAUUACCACAUCAAGCGUGAGAGACUUGCAAAAUACGUCGUCAACAUCUGGCCCACCUACCGAAUGGACGCUGCAGCAUUGGUCACAGAUGAACAGCUUCCUCCAUAUGGUAAGGGAGAAACGCAAAGGGGACGCCAUCCCUGUCCUACCUGGCAUAGCAUCUGGAACGAGUAUUCAAUCUGCUAGAGGCGGGAAUCAAAGCGGCGAAACAUCUACUGCCAUGUCUAGCAAACCAGACGUUGGCAGCGCGAACCAUGAUGGCAAACCUGGAGAAAUCAGCCAAACGUUGAACGCACCUCCGGGGAACAGCUCCGCAGCCACGCAUCCUGCAGGCGCGCCUACAUCGUGGCAAGGGACAUCGGCAACUACACCCUCGUCCUCGAUAUUGGCCACCAAUCAACGAUCGACAGCGCCAAGCGGUCCAGUUCAAAUGGAUCUGCCUCGUGUUGGAAACCACAGGUAUAAAUUUGAAUGGAACGGGCCGGGUACUCCCCCAACAGAGAUGUUGCAGCAUUAUCUUCAGAACGUCGCGCAGAGAGCUCAGAAUGAGGAAAAAGGCGACCCAUCUGCUAAAAGGCAGAAAACCGCCCACGGAGGCUCUGCUUCUAGUCUAACCGUUCCGCAGGGAAGCUCUACCGAUUUCAAUGUACGGUUGGUGAUGUCCACCUCGGGAAAUCUUUCUGUCGCGCUCAACGCCGAUCGUGGUUUUGAUAAGGCCACCAGUAUCCAAAGGAUUCAACAACAAGCCGCGGAAAAGAUGAAAGCAAAACGACCAAAAAAACUGAAUGACGUUGGGACUGAGGGCAUGUUUCCUAAAGAGCAUGGCGGGAUUCGUAUCGGUGAGAAAGAUUCAAUCACUGGUGAAAUAGGCAAAGCCAAAAGGCACCGGCCGCGGCGUCGAGUACGUCCUUUAGUUAUAUUCGAGUUUGUGGAGAACCCUGGUGUGCGAUUUCUGUUACCCGCCGAUGGAAUGGCAGAAGUCGUCGCGACAACGAAGUUGUCUGAGACAGAGGAAGUCCACGAGCUCAGCAUAGCAUUUUAUCUACCGCCAUAUCGAGGUGGAAGAAAGCAACCCCAGCAGGGGGUUGUGAUUGGGGUUCAGAACACUUCAUUACGACUGGCUGACUGCAUAAAAGAGGCGAUGUACGAAAAGGCGCAAGCUGUGAGGAAGCUGCAGAAUAAGAUGACCCACUUAGCCCUUCCGGGAUUGACUCCAGUACAUUAUAAAGAUAUCCAGAAAGGUAAAGAGUUAGCUACUUCCAUAUACGGGCCUAUCGUCGAUGCUCCGAAGAAGAAACCGGCGGCACCAAGGCGCCGCAGUGAAGCUGCCAGUAAAACUGCGGAAAGAGCACCAGCCAAGAAGCCUCAACAGGAAGAUGGGCGACUAGAAAUCGAAAACCAGCCAGAGAUCCCGAAUGCAAAGUCUAGCACCCUAAAGGAAGAGCAUGUCGAUGUGGAACACUCUGGAGAGCUGAAUGAUGUUGCAGUCAACACCCACAUGGACAUUACUCACUUGCCUUUGAAAGCCGUUGAAGAUACAACCAUGGAUGGGAACCAGUCCUUGCAGGCAAGGCGACCUACUUGGAUGGCUACAAUGCAUGAGUCCGAAGCUAAGCAAGUGGAGGAGGACGAGAUAGGUGUACGCGGGCCUGAUGCAGUUUUCACGGUUGAUCAAGAGUCGUCAGGACAUACGAAGCCGUCCGUGACUUCGACGUUGAACACGGAGAAGGAACUGUCCGUAGGUGGCGUCCUGACGUCGGCCUCUGCGGCCUUGACCUCCCACCUUGCAUCCCUGGACACCGCUGAGGGGACCAAUGUGUGGCGGGAGAUUGCCGCUAGCGCCCCGAACACUCGAGCACCGAGCAGAAGCCCCAGUUCGCCUGGCUCGACUCCUGUUAGCAGAGCGCGAACACCCUCUAGCGGACCCGUUCAUCUUACUGAUCCAUCAACCCGCCUAUCUGCCCGUAUCGCCACGCGACUCCAAUCAGGACCAUACACAGACCUCAAGCACACCACAUCCCCUUCCAAGCGAACGCCAACUUCCUCUCUACAGACUCCAAAGCCCAUGGCUGGACGUGCUCGGAAGGUUGUAUCUCACUCAGCACCUGCAACCCCAGCUCCAUCUUCACAUCCAACCGGGGGCGCAUUUCGUCGCCACGCAGAAACAGAUCACAAGCGACGUUGCUUACGUUGCGAUAGCGAUGUCACCCCAAUGUGGAGACGAGGACCGGACGGCCCAAAGACACUGUGUAAUGCCUGCGGUGUUAAAUUUAUGCUUGGCAAGUUGUCAAAGAACGAGCAAGGAGAUUGGGUUGAAGGGAAGCGAAGGCCUCGCGAGUAA